Molecule: messenger RNA, 1679 nt
Organism: Tarenaya hassleriana
Lineage: Eukaryota; Viridiplantae; Streptophyta; Magnoliopsida; Brassicales; Cleomaceae
Product: probable xyloglucan galactosyltransferase GT15
Molecular function (GO): glycosyltransferase activity
Source: RefSeq, a predicted model, not a curated record
AAAUUCUAAAAAGGCCUUGACACGAAAAUUUUUGGCUUCAUUCGCCAUUAAGAGCUCAACAUUUCUUCUUCUUCUCCCCUCUCUCUCUCUCUCUAUAUAUAUAUAUGUACAUACAUACGUAUACAUCCGAUUACGUAUAUAUAUGAAGAAUAAAGCAUGGAUCAUCAAAGAAGGAAAUCAAACUAAGAUGAAGAAGAACAACAACUCUUCGACCAGGAUCCAAUCUUGUUCAAAACCCACAAAUCUGCUAUUACUUCUCUCUCUAUUCUCCAUAACUCUCCUCCUCUCCCGUCUCUCUCACCACCACUACUCAGCCCUCAACAUCGUCUCCUUCCACAAUCCCCAUGAAACUCCGUCCAAAUCCUCCGGCGAAGACCCAUGCCACCACCGUUACAUAUACAUACACAACCUCCCCUCAAGAUUCAACCUCGACGUCCUCGCCGACUGCGAGUCCAUUACAAGACCGAAGGACAAGAUCAGCAUGUGUAAGUACAUCGAAAACUCCGGGUUCGGACCCAUGAUCGGAUCUUCGGGCUUGUACUCGACUAACCAGUUCAUGCUGGAACUGAUCUUCCACGAGCGGAUGAAGAGAUACGAGUGCUUGACGACGGAUUCCUCCAUGGCCUCCUCUUUUUAUGUGCCGUUUUACGCGGGACUCGAUCUCCGGAGAAAUCUAUGGCGGCGAAACGUCGCCGUGAGAGACGCCGCCGGGAAGGACUUGGUCAGAUGGCUGAGGGAUCAACCCCAGUGGAAAGGACUGUCAGGUCAAGACCAUUUCCUCGUAACCGGUCGGAUUUCACGAGAUUUCCGGCGACAUUCCGACAAUAACUCCGACUGGGGGAGCAACUUCAUGCUCUUACCGGAAUCUCAAAACAUCACGUUUCUCACCGUCGAACGGACUCCGUCGAGCCUCAACGAGUUCGCCGUACCUUACCCGACCUACUUUCACCCUUCGACGGCCGAUGAGAUUACCCGGUGGCAAGAAAAGAUCCGAUCCAACACGAACCGGACUGCUCUCUUCUCGAUCGCCGGAGCUCAACGUUUCAGCAGAAACCAUAACUUGCAGGUCCGAGCGGAAGUCAUAAGACAAUGCAAGAAUUCGAAUACGUGCAAGUUUCUCGAUUGCGACGUCAGAUCCAACGGCUGCGACGAUCCAAUCAGUCUGAUGAAUCUCUUCGAGAGUUCGGUUUUCUGCCUUCAACCGCCGGGAGACUCGCUAACCAGAAGAUCGGUAUUCGAUUCGAUUUUAGCCGGUUGCAUUCCGGUUUUCUUUAACCGGGGAAGCGCCUACGAGCAAUACGUGUGGCACUUGCCGAAGGAACAUAACCGGUACUCGGUUUACAUACCGGUUAAGGAGCUGAGAAUAAAGGGAAAGGAAAAAAUCGAAGAGAGACUGCGAGAAAGAGUGAUGGAAAUGAGAGCAAACGUUAUCCGGCUCGUACCGAAGGUGGUAUAUUCUAACCUGAACCGGUAUAAACCGGGAAAAGAAACUGUGGAAGAUGCUUUUGACAUAGCUGUUAAGAGGGUCCUGGAGAGAACACGGUUAAUAAGGAGAAAACAACACAAGAACGGGGAAGCCGAUGUAUAUAAAUAGCCUAAAACAUAUCAAAAUAUGUACCGUUUUUUUGUUGUUAAUGUCUUAUAUUUUCGGAUAAUGAUUAGAUUCGUCCGACCAAAUA